AUGAUACCCGGCGUCGACCACCAGGCGCCCGCUGAUGCCGACGACGGUCUGGCUCAAGAAACAGCCCGCCUCCGUCUGGAGCAGGAGUAUGCUGCACUCAACCAAGAGGGUGAGGUCACCGGCGUAGCCCAGGCCGCCGUCCAGCCCGCUCCGCCGGCGGCAAUCAACUCUCGGCCUGUGCCUACCGGCAAUCCUAACGCGGUCGACAUCACCGCACACUUUACUCAAGCAUGUGCCGCGCUUAGCACCGGCCAACUCGUGAAAGAUGAGUAUUUUACUCUCUUCGAGUCCGUGGGGGCUCUGGAGAUCAUGGAUCCAAAAAUGGACAGCGGCUUUCUUGCUCCCGGCGAGACUCUCGAAGAAGACUUCGACGCCUUGAAGGAACUUCUGCCAGAAGAAGUCAUCGGGAUCAUGGAUCAGCUACUAUGCUACGAAAUGUCAUGGCACCAGGGCUACCCGCUGUCCCAGACUCUGACCGUGGACGAAGCCCUAUUCCAUCGGUCUUCGAAUCCUCGCGAGUUUCUAAAGCGUGGCUCGAGCGAGGACCCAGAGGGCACUUACAGAUACCCUGGCAGCAAAUCACCCAUGCUCAUGGUCCUACGCGCCUAUUGUCUCGGUCUACUAAAGUACUGUGACAAUGUCAUUCAGAGGGUCACGUCGAGGGAUUAUUUCGAAGAAGAAGACUUCUCCACUCACACUUACAGCAGACAACUCCUGACUAGAUUUCCAGAGGAGGACAUCAUCGAUGUGAUCAGGCGCGCAGAGCAGUGGAUAGAGCAUGACGGGAAGUGGGGAAAGGAUGGGGAGCUACAGCUUCACGAGAGCGCUAGACAAGCGCUUCUAUCAAGAUUGGCAUUGCGAGAGAAGCUGCUGGUUGUGACCUCCCCUGAAAACCCGCUGGAACAGCAAGAAGAUGACUGGUUGGCGGUGCGGCAAUAUCUCCAAGAAAUCCAGGACUCGCACGCGACAGGCACACCCGUCAAGGAUGCCUUCAGCCCUAAAAUACAACGACGUCUGGCGAGUACAGUGCCUCCGAGGCCAGUGGUCGAACUACCUUUCACCGAUGCGUGCCAGGUGUUGUUGGAGUUGUGCCAAGACAAUCUGGAAGUCGUUCGCGGCACAAAACUCCAGACCAUAAGCCCUCAAGAGAUAGUCUCCUAUAUCUGGGAAUUCAACUCUCGGAAGCCUCAGCCCCUGAGCUACUCCCGCGCCUGCCUCGCCAGCCUUGUUUUCGGGAAUCCGAACGAGAUGUAUGAAGAGCUCCUCCGCAAGGAGCUGGAAGAACUCGUAAUGCCCAAGGACGCGGUACUGGAUCCUGUCAAUUGGUCUUUCGAAACAUCUCAGAACCCGCUCGUCCCGACCGAUAAGCGGGCCAUCAUGGCGUCGCUGGUGAAUGAUUUCACGAACAGAGCUGUGCAGAAUUAUAUCGGAGUGUUGACGAGUUUAUGCCAAAACCGCUGCAGGACUCGGCGUGAGCUCUGCCACAAUUUAAUAGCCUUCAACAACCUCGAGUCAGAGAUCCAAGUUCUCGACCAAGAGCUCCACCAUCUGACAGAUGAUAUCCUUCUUUAUCCUUUUGCUUCAUGGGUCUACCACAUGAAGCUACGCCAAAUGGAAUGGAUCGUUCAGCUUGGUUUUGAGCAAGAAAUCUACCUUCCGGACGAGCGCGCGGGUAUGUACUGGUGGCUAUCAAGCAUAUCCGCCUCGCGGGUUGAUUUACUCGAGCGGAUCCUCGACUUUGUAAGCCAGCGACAUGCCCGUUUCUUGCGGACCGGCCAAAAGGAAGACGCAGCGGAAGUCCUUGAGACUCAGACGCAUGUCGAGAGCAUGCUCCAUGCUACCAAGGGUUGUUCAUCGCUUGCCGAAGCUCUUUGCAGCUUGUACAUCCUUCUCCACUACCUUAAAGCUGUUCCAACGCCUUCACGUCCCUUUGGGCAACCACCUCUGCGGUACGAGCUACGAAUGAAGCCUUUCUUGAUGAUUGACACGCCUCGCCUGGCGCCUUUCGAAGACUUCGACAAGGACAUCCAUCCGUUUGGGCCAUACGAUGCGCCGGAAAGACCUCUCCAGGAGAUAAUCUACAGGUUAACGCACGACGUCGAGAACAUGGUCAAGGAAGCAAAGAGCGAGAUCGCGAUGGUGAAGAAGCUGGGUGCUAAAGCAGCAAAGAGCGAGGGCGUCAAGGAAGCUUGGGAAAAGAACAUACAAAACGUACUGCUUUCCUGCAUUUCCACGGGUCUUGCUGGAGCGACGCUUGCCAAGCUGGAGAACGCCGAGAACCUGCCGGCGAUGGUGGAGGCAAAUUCCGUGAAGAUGGGAGAGGCGGAGCAGAGCAAGAAGUAUCACAAUUGGUGGGUGGUACCGAAAGUGGAAGUUGUAGGAUAA
Molecule: messenger RNA, 2385 nt
Organism: Lasiodiplodia theobromae
Lineage: Eukaryota; Fungi; Ascomycota; Dothideomycetes; Botryosphaeriales; Botryosphaeriaceae
Product: Mak10 subunit NatC N(alpha)-terminal acetyltransferase
Exons: 12
Coding region: 1-2385 (794 amino acids)
Biological process (GO): N-terminal peptidyl-methionine acetylation
Cellular component (GO): NatC complex
Source: RefSeq, a predicted model, not a curated record